Aphanomyces invadans is the source of this 1300-nucleotide messenger RNA. RefSeq lists its product as hypothetical. Bases 94 to 1125 code for a protein of 343 amino acids. Gene Ontology annotation, cellular component: cytoplasm. The record is from RefSeq and is a predicted model, not a curated record. NCBI's taxonomy places the organism in Eukaryota, Oomycota, Saprolegniomycetes, Saprolegniales, Verrucalvaceae. The transcript has a single exon.
CUUUGGAGGAGACUAAUCGUGGGUCGUGCUGAUGCGAGCCUGGCCAGGCCAUUUCUCUACUUUCGAUCGAUCUCGACGGUUCAAGACUUGGUCAUGCCUCUCGUCCCUCAACGUCCUCUUGGCUCGCAGGGCCUCGUCGUGUCUGCCCAAGGCCUUGGCUGCAUGGGUAUGACCGCGUUCUACGGCAACUUUGACCGCGCGGCACAAGAAGCUGAGUCGCUCCGCACGAUUUCGAAAGCGCUAGAACUUGGCGUUAACUUUCUCGACACAGCGUGGAUCUACCAGUCGUUCGGUGCGGGCGGCGGAGGCAACUUUACGAAUGAAGAAGUCGUCGCCAAGGCCAUCAAGCAACACGGCCGCGAAAAGUUCGUGAUUGCCACCAAGUUUGGCAUCCUUCCCACCGCGAAUGGUUUGACCGUGUCCGGUUCUGAAGCCAUCAUUCGGUCACAGCUCGCCGACUCGUUGGACCGCCUGGGCGUGGACUGCAUCGAUCUCUACUACAUGCAUCGAAUGGACCCGUCAACCCCGAUCGAGGACACCAUGCGUGUUUUGAAAUCUCUAGUCGAUGAAGGCAAUAUCAAGUACAUCGGGCUGUCGGAGUGCACGCCGAGUGAGCUUCGCCGAGCACACGCCGUCCACCCGAUUACAGCUAUUCAAAUGGAAUGGUCUUUGCAGUCCCGUGACUUGGAAGCCCAAGUUGUCCCCACCGCACGGGAACUGGGCGUUGGUAUUGUGGCGUACUCUCCAUUGUGCCGCGGCUUCUUGACUGCGAUCGACACGUUCGACAAGCUGGAAGACAACGACUGGCGUCGCACGCUGCCGCGAUACUCAGGAGACAACCUCGUGGAAAGCAAGGCGAAAGUCGCCAAGUUCUUUGACUUGGCCGCAGCUAAAGAGUGCACUCCCGCUCAGCUGGCCCUCGCCUGGGUACACGCCCAAGGCCAUGAUGUGUUUCCAAUUCCUGGGACCAAGUCGUCGACCCGCAUUAUCGAAAACGCACACGCCGUCGAGAUCUCGCUGACAUCUGAAGAAGUGGCAUCAAUUGCCGCUGCCGCUGAGUCUGUGGAAGGCCCUCGAUACGCCGGCAAGGAUAACUCGUUUAACGCCCGCAUGGACAAAGUCUAAUGCUUUUAACAUCUUAACAACCUCCAACAGUACAGUGCGCGAACAAGAUUUAUACGCUCAUAGAUAUAAUUUGGUCAUUACAUGUCAGAUAGAAAAUACUAGUACACCAAGACUUCGGAGAUUGUUUCCCAUGAAUGUAGACCUCCACGAGCAAUGUCUACAGCACAAUACAGCC